Molecule: messenger RNA, 1870 nt
Organism: Cajanus cajan (pigeon pea)
Lineage: Eukaryota; Viridiplantae; Streptophyta; Magnoliopsida; Fabales; Fabaceae
Product: NAC domain-containing protein 68
Biological process (GO): regulation of DNA-templated transcription
Molecular function (GO): DNA binding
Source: RefSeq, a predicted model, not a curated record
UGCGCCAUCCCAGGGAUGUGACUUCCCCGGACACUCCUAUGAAUAUGCAAUCAUCUGAAUUCUGAACCACUAGCAUAUAUUUUAGUGAUUUUGAAAUGUAGCUACAUUGCCUUUGAUUGAGAAAUAUUGGAUAAUUUAAAGCAGAAAGUUGACAAACUUUCCCGUUGAAGUCUCAAACCAAGCUGUAUUCUAUGUGUGAUUCAACCUUUGUGGCGACCCCAGAACUCAAUCUUUUGUCUAAAUUGCAAAGUAACCGUGCUGAUGAAAUUAUAUGGUAUACCCUUUGAAGAAUGUUGGUCAUAGAACAUGGGACAAACGAGUUACUUUCAAAGUCUCUCUUUUCACACACCUAUGUGUUAUUAUAUUACAGGAUUUGUCCCUAUCUGCAUGACCAAGCAGCAUGUAUAUAUAGACACCAAGCACAGUGGUUUCAAGCUUACAGCUAUUGUGAUCGAUAAUAUCGGUACCUGAUUGAUACAUUUCCUAGGUUGUUCCUCCGGUGGCAUCAUACACUUUCAUGUUCAUGGGCAAAGAUGCUAAUUCAGAAAUCCAACUCCCUCCUGGAUUUAGAUUCCACCCUUCUGACGAGGAGUUAAUUGUUCACUACCUGAGAAACAAAGUGACAUCAUCACCCCUUCCUGCUUCAUUCAUAGCAGAAAUAGAUCUUUACAAGUAUAAUCCAUGGGAGCUCACAAGCAAAGCUUUGUUUGGGGAGGAUGAAUGGUAUUUCUUUACUCCUAGGGACAGGAAGUAUCCCAAUGGAGUGAGGCCUAAUAGAGCAGCUGCUUCAGGUUAUUGGAAGGCUACUGGAACUGACAAACCCAUUUUCACUUCUUGUGGGAUGAAGAGCAUUGGAGUGAAGAAGGCCCUUGUCUUCUACAAGGGUCGUCCUCCAAAAGGAUCUAAAACAGACUGGAUCAUGCAUGAGUAUCGGUUGCAUGAUUCCAUGAUCUCCAAUAAAAAGCAAAGAGGGUCCAUGAGACUUGAUGAGUGGGUGCUGUGCCGGGUUAGACAAAAGACUAUCAACCCAAGAAGCAUUUGGGAAGACUCAAAUGAAGUUGUUUAUGAACCAACAAGCCACUUUCAACAACUGAGUGAGAACUCAAAUCCUGAACCAGACAAAAACACUCUGCAGAAUGAACAUCCAAUGUUACCUUAUAUUCUGGCUUCUAAGAGUGCUACGCCUAAUUCUAUUGGCAUGGCCUCAAGCUCGGGCUUUGGUUGUAAUGAUGAAUUAAAAACAUAUGCUUCAUUGCUUGAUGACAAUUUGAAUAUAAUAAUUGGAGCACAGUUCAUGGCACCUGUAGCUGAGGGCUUGUUCAAUCCACUGAAGAGAAAAAACAUUGAGGAAAAUGAGUUGGACCUGUAUGCUCCUCUCGAUAAAAAACUAAGGGAAGAAGUUGAUGUUGGGAAACAAAGACUUGAGAAAGAUGAAAACAAAGGGUUCAAUUUCAAUAACUUUGACCAGUGGAGUUCCAUCAUACAACCUCAAGAGCUUAAUAGCUUAGCCUUUACGAAAUAUACGUGAAUAUAUAUGUAGUUUAGGUGCAUGUACGUGCUUGUUUGUGUGCAUACGUAUAUAGAACCUAGGAGCUCUUUCUGCAUGGGAUGGGGGGAAUAGUGAAUUCUAUAUAUGUAAAUAAGAACGAAAGCAUUCUGUUAGUGAAGUGUGUGACUAUUCUUUUCAGUAAGCAGAAAUGUACAAAGCUGAAAAGGUAGGGUUAUAGGAUAUUAUUUCAGCUGUGGGUAUAGGUACUGGAUAUAUAUAUGAGAGAGAGAAUAAAGUGGCAUCAUAGUGGAAUUGAAUUGGUGAUUCAUGAUUGUAUGAUGCUUUGAAAUUAAUUAUGGAAAUUGAAGUAUUUACUGUAAA